Messenger RNA from Dendroctonus ponderosae (mountain pine beetle), 1255 nucleotides. RefSeq names its product ubiquilin-2-like. The record is from RefSeq and is a predicted model, not a curated record. Gene Ontology annotation, cellular component: cytosol. Bases 47 to 1162 code for a protein of 371 amino acids. Lineage: Eukaryota; Metazoa; Arthropoda; Insecta; Coleoptera; Curculionidae. The transcript has a single exon. Gene Ontology annotation, biological process: ubiquitin-dependent protein catabolic process. Gene Ontology annotation, molecular function: polyubiquitin modification-dependent protein binding.
AGACGCUUGCUGGUUGCGCGACCAGUCAACGUCAACUUCAACAGCGAUGGCAGAUGAGCCGCCAGCCGCAAGCUCUGAAAGUUGCUCGAAUCCUGCAAAAACCCCCACAAUCACCGUGCACGUCAAAACGCAAAGGUCGCGCCACUCCUUCCACGUGCCCGAAGACAUGGAAGUGAAGGCUUUCCAGCAGCUGAUCGCGCCCGAGUUCGAGGCAGACCCCGACCAGGUGUGCCUCAUUUUCGGGGGCAAAAUCCUAAAGUGCGGCAGCAGCCUCAAAGGCUGCAACAUCAAGGAGGGCCAGACGGUGCACUUGGUGGUGCGCGCCGCCCCCUCCAACCCAGAGCCGCCCAGAUCCGCUGCGCCGAACCUUCCAAUCGCCGACCUGCUGGCCAGCCUGCUAAACAGCCCCCUGAUGGCGCCAGAGAGGGUUCAAUCGCUGAUGCUCAACUCUCCGCAGAUGCAGACGAUCGUGGACAGCAAUCCGGAAGUCGGGCACAUUGUGCAGGAUCCCGAUCUGCUGCGCCAGACUGUGGAAAGCUGGAGGAACCCGGCUGUUUGGGAGGAGGUGAUCAGGAGGCAUGACAGGGCCAUGAACAACUUGGAGAGUAUCCCUGGGGGACUCAACGCCCUGGAGAGGAUGUACCGGGAUGUGCAGGAACCGCUUCUAUCAGCAGCGGCUGAGCGGGACGCGCCGCCCCCAUUCGCUGGCCUGGACGCGGACAGCGACCCCAACAAUGUCCAGCAGGGGGCGGAGAAUAAUGAUCCGCUUCCAAACCCUUGGAACCACUCGCUGUUGGAGCAUCUGCAAGAGGUAGUGGGCGCGGAUAUUGACGUAGCGGUAGCGAUCCGCGCCCUCCUGCAGCAGCUGAGUGAAACGCUGAUGGUCAAUCCGUUGGAGCCGGACAAUCCGUGUUUAGCACCGCCAGCAGGGGCGCCGCCUGCCGACGGGUCGGCACCCGCUGCUCAAACGGGGUUUUCCCAAUUUUUGUCCAGCCUGUCCAGCCAAGCAGAGCGAGCCGAGCUGCGCUACCAGCACCAGCUGGACCAAUUGGCCGCCAUGGGGUUUAUGAACCGAGAGGCCAACCUGGAGGCGCUGAUCUUUAGCCUUGGCGAUGUGAACGGGGCUGUGGAGCGUCUCCUACUUGCGCGGAAUUUCACCUAGCUGAAAGGGUAUUUCAGAUGUGGUUGAUGUGCCAAUUUAGGUUAGAAAGUCCUGUUUCUUGUUAGUUUGCCAAUAAAAUUCUAGUUAAUGGGA